GCAACGUGUAUCUGAACCAGGAAGGACUCGUGUAGCUAAGCGCUGGUAGCUAGCUGCGGUUAGCACAGAGGAGUGAGAGUGUGCUGCAGCAAAGUUGAUCUCAGUUAGAUUUAUGAGAGCAUCUGCCUGACAAGUGUUUUAAACACAUGUCAGGCAAAGUCGUGCUUAGCAGGCAGUCCUGUCGCUGGUAGGAGAGGAGCGAAAAUCGUGUAUGAAAAUGAUUUUCUUACCGCUGUCUGAUAGGCCAUGAUAGGCUUGUCAGGUUAUGCAGGGGUUAUGGAAAGUCUAAUGAAAUCUGCUGAGGAGCAGCAACCCUCCUCUCCCCUGGCCAACUCUUGGUCCUUAAAACAGGAACCAAGCAAGAAUCAAGAGCCCAAAUGUGUUGGUGGAUUUGUCUUAGUGCAUGCAGGAGCUGGAUACCAUUCUGAAUCUAAGGCCAAGGAAUACAAGCAUGUGUGCAAAAGAGCCUGCCAGCGAGCUGUGGACCGACUCAAAGCCGGGGCACUUGCAGUGGAAGCAGUGGCCGCAGCACUGGUUGAACUUGAGGACUCUCCUUUUACCAACGCGGGCAUGGGCUCCAACCUUAAUUUGUCAGGGGAAAUUGAAUGUGAUGCGAGUAUCAUGGAUGGGAAGUCGCUGCAUUAUGGGGCCGUAGGGGCUAUUAGUGGUAUUAAGAACCCAGUCUUAGUUGCAAACCGUCUACUGAUUGAAGCACAGAAGGGGAAACUAUCAGCUGGCAGAAUACCACCCUGCUUUUUAGUGGGGCGAGGAGCACACGAUUGGGCAGUCGGCCAUGGCAUACCACCGUGCCCUUCAGAGAAAAUGGCAACCAAGUUUAGUUUAUCUGCGUACAAGAGGAACAAGCGAAAGAUGGAGCUGGCAGAAAAAAUGGACACAGGACAUAAUCAGGCCAAGAAAAGACGACAAUCAAGUGAGAAUGAAAAUGGCUCAGGGUGCCUGGACACAGUGGGGGCCGUUGUGGUAGAUCUGGAAGGGAACGUAGCUGCAGCGGUGUCCAGUGGAGGUCUGGCCAUGAAACAUCCCGGCAGGGUUGGCCAGGCCGCUCAUUAUGGAUGUGGCUGCUGGGCAGAAAAUGCUUGUAAUAUGAACCCUUACUCUACAGCAGUGAGUACCUCAGGCUGUGGAGAGCAUCUGAUUCGCACCAUGCUGGCACGGGAAUGCUCUGCUGCCAUGCAGUCUGAGGAUGCCCAUCAAGCACUGCUGGAGGCUAUGCAAAACAAGUUCAUCAGCUCGCCCUUUCUGUCCAGUGAGGACCGUGUUUUGGGCGGAGUAAUUGUCUUGCGCUGCUGCGGAUGUGUGGAAGCUCAGCCAUCUCCAAAUAUUCAGGGUAUACUGGUGGAGUUCUUAUGGAGUCACACCACAGAGAGCAUGUGUGUUGGCUACAUGUCCGCCCAAGAUAGCAAAGCAAAGACACACAUUUCCAGAUUACCACCUGGGACGGUUCCUGGACAGUGCUUGGCCAUCGAAGGAGGUGUGUGUCGCCUGACGAGCGCAGCAGAGUGAUCCGCAUUCGCAACUCCUUCUGGGCUUCUUCUGCAAUACUCCCUGACAAAACCCCACAAACACACCGCCCUCACAUCCCCGCCACCUUUGUGAAGUAAUAAGCUUUAGCUGUUUUAGCAGGUGCCCAGGAAGGAAGGAGGGGUGUUAGGCUCUACUUAGUGCACUUACAGGACUUCCCUUUGCCACGGUCUGCCUCCAGCAUGUACUCUGUAUAAAUCCCAGCCCCCCCCCCAAAAAGCUCUCCAGUGUCACCUGGAUUAGACUUGAUGCACCAUUGCCUUGAUGCACCAAUUUUUCUUUAUUACUCUUUUCCUUUCCUACUCUUUUUUUCCUUUUGUAUAUAAGCUAUGAUUUAGGAAAACAGGGUGGAUGUUCAUGUUGUUUUGUAUCGCUGAACAGAUGUGGCUUUUUUCAAGCAUUUAGGAAUUUAAAAUGCAGGACCUUAUUUUGUUCUUAAAGUACUUUUCAAGUUUAAAAACGAUGUCAGAUUGCACCUUGUGGAAUGCCUGCUAAUCAAGAUAAUUGUUAACGAGUGAAGCAUUUAUAGCUGUGAGAGUUGACCAGUAAUGAUAAAAAGCAAUUCACAAUGUUAACACAUACAGAUCAACUUCAAUGUGAUUGUACACACACGUCAUUAUUAAUCCUAUAGCAUACCAUAUAAUGUAGCAUAACGUUCAUCUUAGAUCAUGAUGCAUUUUAUAACCAUUUCAGCCAUAGAAUGUGUGCUUUGAUUGUUUUAAAAUGUGAAUACAUAGAUAUUGCAUGUGCAGAAAUCUACGGUAAGCCACUUUGUGUUCUCUGACUGGCGUAGAGUCGAUCAAGAUGCAGAAACCUACGCUGAUACAUACGGGCUCAGGUAGCAGCAUUUGACCCUACCGCCAAGGGUGACUGUUAGUCAUCAUUUUAAAAUAACAAUUUAUAUUUGUAUAGUCACAAUGACAGAGACAUGUAUUUUCUUGCAAAAAAAAAAAAAAAAAAAAAAAGGACGGCUAAAUGCUAAUUUAUGUAUCAAGUCAAUGAAUUUGUGCUGUUGAGAAUUGUACUUGAAAGUAGUAAGGGUCUACAUUUCUGUUUUGAUAAUCAGUUCCUCUGGUUUUGCUGUUUCACUCAGUUACUGCUAAGAAUUCCUGUCUCGACAAAACCAUAAUAGAGCUUGUUUAUUCUUUACUUGAAAAUGCAACUAAUAUUAACUGGUAUAAGCUAUGGAAAUGAUCAUAUGUGCACAACUCCUUACAGUGCUCAAAAAGUAAAUAAAAUCUAUGU
This is a messenger RNA of Anoplopoma fimbria (sablefish), 2787 nucleotides long. RefSeq names its product taspase, threonine aspartase, 1 (gene tasp1). The transcript is spliced from 14 exons. Gene Ontology annotation, molecular function: threonine-type endopeptidase activity. The coding region runs from base 247 to 1524 and encodes 425 amino acids. Gene Ontology annotation, biological process: protein maturation. The record is from RefSeq and is a predicted model, not a curated record. NCBI's taxonomy places the organism in Eukaryota, Metazoa, Chordata, Actinopteri, Perciformes, Anoplopomatidae.